CUUCCCUGGCUGAGCAGCUCCGGAUCCUCAUCGCCCAUCCAAAUCCUCCCCGGACAGAGAGCGACUUGGCAAGGCCACCGAGCACGGGUGGGCUCACUGACCUGCUGGGAUCCUGUGGCUCCAGCCCCAACAUCAGAGGAGGGGAUCGGCUGCAGGACCAUUCCCAGCCCAGCCAGCACCCUCCUGGGGUGCAGGACACAGCUCCCCAUCUCUGCUCUGCCCUCCUCCGACCUGCCCUGAGGACGAAGCCAAAGCACAGGCAGCACGAUGUGGGCAGCCCCAGCGGCCAUCUCUCUCUGCCUCCGUUUCUCCGCAGACCUCGUGAAAGCAGCCGUGGUCACCCUGAUCUUCGGAGCUGUUCUGUCUGCCACCGAACAACACGCCGACCUCUCCAGCUCGGUCCUGCGAGGUUUCCAGUGCAUCCCAGCCAGCGACCUGCCUGCUGCCGAUGUCCUCGCCUUUGCCCAGGGUCUGCAAAAUGAAACAGCGGAGCUGAGCGGUGCCCAGCUCUCCUGCCUGGCCAGGCUGCUCGCUGCCAAGAACCUGACGGCCCAUUUCAGCAGGUACCCACCAGACCUGCUGCUCUUCUUCGACUCGGCCGAGGUGCGUGGUGAGACCUGCCAAGAGUUUUACGCCCGGGCUUCCCGUGGGAACCUGGAUCUGCUGCCCAGAGGCUCAUCCCGACGGACGGGGCUGCUGCGCAGGGCACUGACCUGCCUGGGGGUGAGGAGCAGCCGCCUGCACCCCGAGCAGCUCAGCAGCCUCGGGGCGCUGGUGUGUGACAUGGAGCCUGAGACCAUCACAGCCUCAGAUCCUGGCAUCCUGGAGAACCUGAAGCUCUGCCCAGUGCUGACAGAGGCCCAGCAGGAUGCCAUCAACGCUGUGCUCCUUGGAGGGGGCACAGUGUAUGGGGAUCCUUCGAGCUGGGAUUUACGGACUCUGCAAAAUUUGGGGCCGCUCGUGCUGGCUUUGAACCAGACCACGCUGAGCUUGGUGGCUGAGGCAGUGCGGGAGGCUUUUGGCAGGAGCAUCGCAGCCACAUACAGCACCCAGGGACGUUCCCAGAGGGAGAAAUCCCUGACCCUCCUCAGGGCCUUCGCAGCAGCGUCGGCUUCAUCUCACCCCAGGCUGAAGAGGAGCGCAGACAGCUGCCUGUCCGCGCCCGUCACAGCCAGCACCAUCUCUGACUCCCUCUUAGUCCUUGACUACAGCACCAGCGAGCAGCUUGACCUCUGCCUGAGCAAUGAGGUCUUAAAAGCAAACCUGAAGCCUCUGCUGGAUCAGCCGCUCCCCAAGGAGUACCUCCAAGUCAUGAAAAAAAAGCUGGAGCAGCCCCAGACACCUUCCCUGGCUGAGCAGCUCCGGAUCCUCAUCGCCCAUCCAAAUCCUCCCCGGACAGAGAGCGACUUGGCAAGGCCACCGGUGGGAUUUAGGGAACUUAAUGAGACUUAG
Messenger RNA from Calidris pugnax (ruff), 1452 nucleotides. RefSeq names its product mesothelin-like protein. Gene Ontology annotation, cellular component: cell surface. Gene Ontology annotation, biological process: cell-matrix adhesion. Lineage: Eukaryota; Metazoa; Chordata; Aves; Charadriiformes; Scolopacidae. The transcript is spliced from 12 exons. The coding region runs from base 268 to 1452 and encodes 394 amino acids. The record is from RefSeq and is a predicted model, not a curated record.